Molecule: messenger RNA, 696 nt
Organism: Malaya genurostris
Lineage: Eukaryota; Metazoa; Arthropoda; Insecta; Diptera; Culicidae
Gene: RpS18
Product: small ribosomal subunit protein uS13
Exons: 3
Coding region: 82-540 (152 amino acids)
Biological process (GO): translation
Cellular component (GO): ribosome; cytosol; small ribosomal subunit
Molecular function (GO): structural constituent of ribosome; RNA binding
Source: RefSeq, a predicted model, not a curated record
GUCAAGGAACGCUCUUUUUCCGGUAUCUGCCAGACGAUUGUAGUACACAUUUUCGAUCUGCUGAAAGGAAUUUAUAUAAAAAUGUCGCUCGUAAUUCCCGAGAAGUUUCAGCAUAUACUUCGUGUGCUCAGUACCAAUAUCGAUGGUAAGCGCACUGUACCAAUUGCUCUAACUGCCAUCAAAGGUGUCGGCCGACGUUAUGCUCAUGUUGUGCUCAAGAAAGCCGAUGUUGAUCCAUUUAAACGCGCUGGUGAAUGUUCCGAGGAGGAGGUCGAGAAAAUCGUCACUAUCAUUUCGAACCCUCGUCAGUACAAAAUCCCAGACUGGUUUCUGAACAGACAGAAGGAUAUCAUCGAUGGCAAGUACUCGCAACUGACGUCCGCUAACGUCGACUCAAAACUUCGUGAGGAUUUGGAGCGACUGAAGAAGAUUCGUGCCCACCGUGGCUUACGUCACUACUGGGGUCUGCGUGUGCGAGGUCAGCAUACUAAAACCACCGGUCGCCGGGGACGUACUGUUGGUGUCUCUAAGAAGAAGUAAAUCCGGUCCCGGCAGGUUGCGGUGGAUGCGUUUUGUAUAUUUAUUAAUACAAAUGGGAUUGAAUGGCGAAUGUUUAUUCGUAGCGAACGGUUUGUGGUUCUAUUAACUGCAGCAUACAGAAGAAUCGAAUAAACGAUUGAAUGAUAUAUAAGGAAA